This is a messenger RNA of Gloeophyllum trabeum ATCC 11539, 1728 nucleotides long. RefSeq names its product DNA polymerase alpha, subunit B. Gene Ontology annotation, cellular component: alpha DNA polymerase:primase complex. The record is from RefSeq and is a predicted model, not a curated record. The transcript is spliced from 11 exons. Bases 1 to 1728 code for a protein of 575 amino acids. Lineage: Eukaryota; Fungi; Basidiomycota; Agaricomycetes; Gloeophyllales; Gloeophyllaceae. Gene Ontology annotation, biological process: DNA replication initiation; DNA replication. Gene Ontology annotation, molecular function: DNA binding.
AUGGCAAUCGACUUUUCCUCAUCCACCGAGCUCCGCAUCGAGCUCCUCCAAUACUUCCAACACAACGAGCUUGCAGAAGAGGACCUGCUCUCUGAAUGCAUCAAGCUCUGCCAGAACUUCCACAUCACGCCCGAGAAUGUCUACUACAAAUGGGAGGCGCUGAACUUUAAUACUGGGCGCAGCGUCAAUCUAUUUACCAUGGACUCGGUCAACCAGAUCAAGGCGGCGAUCCAGCAGGACCUGGCAAAGGAGCAGGCGAAGAAGGCGCGUGCGCAGUUGAGCGGGAGGAUGACGAGGGGCCGGGCGCCGGUGCUGGGCUUACCAGGCCGGAUGGGUACGCCGGUGAAGAGGUCUACUGUGGGGGGUGCGCAGAGCUCAGGUGCGGGUGCGAGCGUGGCGGGCCCAAGCAAGGUCAAGUUCGUCGGCCCCAGCAGUGAUCCUGCUGCUGUGAAGAAGCGCGCUUACAGGUACAUGUACGAGAAAAUCUCAGAGCGCAGCGAAGUCCUGGACGACCGCAUCGACGACUUCGCAGAGCUCAUCCGCACGUACUAUUCCAUCUCCGAAUUCGGCGACCCCGGAUCCUCCACAGACGAAGAAACCACGAUAGUAGGCCGCAUCGUCCCCGACGCCGAGUCCCUCUCCACGAAACUCAACGACGCCUCCGUCGUCCUCGAGACGUCCAAGAUGCUUGGCUCCGGCGCGCGCGUGCCCCUCCGGUUCGACCCGUCCCUGAAGAUCACUGCGUCGCCGAGUGGAGGGGAGCUAGCAGGGAUCGGAUUGUUCCCCGGAGCGAUUGUGGCGAUGAGAGGAAGGAAUGGGGGCGGGGGAUACUUUUUGGUUACAGAAAUCCUUAACCUACCCCCCCUCAGAACAAGACCCGUAGACGAAGCAUCAGAAACAAGUGGAGGCGACGAUCCCGGAUCGGUGUUCAUCGCCUGCGGACCAUACACACCCGACACCGACCUGGGGUACAAACCCUGGACAGACCUGCUCAAGAAGAUCAAAGCCAAGAAGCCCGACGUCCUCAUCCUCCUCGGCCCCUUCAUCUCCACCGAUCACCCGUACAUCCGGCAGGGCCUCGCGUCCUCACCGCCCGCAGAGCUCUUCCGGGACACCUUCCUCGCGCCGCUCGCCGAGUUCCUCGCCAGCGCCCCCGGGAGCGCGGUGGUGCUCGUGCCCUCCGUCAAGGAUAUCAUCUCAGAUCACGCGGUCUUCCCGCAGGCGGAGCUCCCCGCGAGCCUCAUGUCCGACCCGCGCAUCCACCUCGCGCCCAACCCCGCGCGGUUCUCGCUGAACGGGAUCACGUUCGGCGCGAGCACCGUCGACGUGCUCUUCCACCUCCGCAAGGAGGAGUACUUCAAACGCAGCCUAACGCCUGUCGACCAGCCGCAGGACGCGAUGUCGAGUCUCUGCAGACACGUCUUGCAGCAGCACAGCUUCUACCCCAUCUUCCCCGCCCCGCACGAGCUCGCGCACGACGUUAACCUCGACGUCUCGCACUCUGCCGGGCUCGCGCUCGAUGCAGAGUGCGCGGAGGCGGCCGCGCCGGAUGUGCUCAUCCUCCCGAGCAGGCUCAAACAUUUUUCCAAGGUCGUGGAAGACACGGUCGCGAUCAACCCGACUUUCCUUACGAAAGGUAUAUACGCCGAGAUGAGGCUACCUGCCAGGAGGACGGCGGGGCUAAAGGAUGAGAUACUCAAGAGGAACGUGAUGAAGCUAGAGGAGUAG